UUCUGUCAUUCUUAACCUAGAGUUGCUGCAUUCCAACCGUAGCAUAGUCCAUGUCAUUGCUGCAGAACUACGUGCUGCUAACUUGAAGGAAGAGGGCAAUGAUAUACCCAUUCUCCCCAAAAGUGAUGUUAAGACCAGACUCAAAAGCACCUCAGAUACUUCAGAACCUACUAUUUUCUGUGGGCGGCAUGUCGAGAAAGCCAAAAUUAUGGACAUCAUCACCGGAGACUGGUCCUCUCACUAUGACCUUACUGUUCUCCCAAUUGUUGGUCUAGGGGGUAUGGGGAAAACAACCCUUGCACAACAUAUUUAUAAUAAAGAAGCUGAAACAUACUUUGACGUGAGGAUAUGGGCAUGUGUAUCAACUGAUUUUAGUGUGCCCAGAUUGUUGAAGGAUAUUUUGGAAUCUAAGUCUUUACAUGAACUCAGUAAGGGGUUAACGGGAACACCAGAGAAACAGAUUGAACAAAUAUUGACAUCUAAAAGAUUUUUGCUUGUCCUUGAUGAUAUGUGGGAUACUGUUAAUAAUGAUGGAUGGGACAGGCUGCUGGCACCAUUUAGAAAAGGGCAAACGAAGGGUAACAUGAUACUGGUCACAACUCGGUCUCCAUCAGUAGCGCAAAUUGUUAAAGUAAAAACAACUGAUAGCACAAUAGAGUUGGAAGGUUUGGAUCAAGUGGCAUUUCGUGAGUUUUUCCAGUCAUGUGUAUUCGGUGAUGAUAAUAAGUCAAAAGAUGAUCACAAAGAAUUAGACGACAUUGGAGAAGAGAUAAUGAAAAAACUUAAAGGCUCCCCUCUAGCAGCAAAAACUGUAGGUAGACUACUGAGGAAUAACCUGGAUCAAAAUCACUGGAAAAGAGUCCUAGAUAGUAAAGAAUGGGAACUACAAACUGGUGAUACUGACAUUAUGCCUGCAUUGAAGCUCAGCUAUGAUUUUCUUCCUUUUCACCUGCAGCAUUGUUUUUCCUACUGUGCCUUGUUUCCGGAAGACUACAGGUUUACUAGCCAACAGCUCAUUCACUGGUGGACAGGUCUAGGUAUUCUACAGCCUGGUCCUCAAAAUAGAAGCCUCGAAGAAAUCGGGCAGACCUAUUUGGAUGAUUUGAUUAACCAUGGAUUUAUCAAAAAAGAUACUAUAAGCAGUACAGAUACUGAGUAUAGUAUCCAUGACCUCCUACAUGAUUUAGGACUCAAGGUUGCAUCACGUGAAUGUCUUAGCUUAAAUUCCUCUAAUGUGGUCCCACCAGCAGAAAUUUGGCCAUCUGUACGUCACUUAUCUAUCAUCUUAGAUUCUGUAGAUGAUGGAAAAAUUGCCGAUUUUAUAAGUGGGCUAAGAGAACUAGUAUUUGGGAGAAGAUUGAAGAUUGAUAACUUACAAACUUUGAUGGUGUUUGGGAAAUUGGAUGAAAACUUCACUGAUUUUUUGGGAUAUUUGAUUAAAAAAGCAAGCAGUCUUCGUGUUGUGAACUUGGAAAAUAUGCAGUCUCGCAUGGAGUUUCCAACACUAUGCCAUCUACGUUACUUAAGGCUUGGGUGUAAACGUGACCUAUGGCUUGGGUUGGAACCUCAACUUGAGAUUCAUCUACCAAGCAUGCUUUCUAGGUUUUAUCAUUUGAGGAUUCUUGAUCUGCAAGAAUGGAAUGGGUUUAAAUCUCAUUUACCCAGAGACGUGAGCAACCUCACAAAACUAAGCCAUUUUGAUGUCUGGCACCAUGAUUUUCACCCUGACAUUUGUAAUGUGGGAAAGCUACACUUAUUGCAAGAAUUAAACAAAUUUGAAGUCAGAAAUGAAAGCACUGGGUUUGAACUAAAGGAACUAGGAAAAUUAAAUAAGCUAAGAGAGCUUGGAAUUUAUGCCCUUGAGAGAAUAAACACAAAAGAAGAAGCAGCUGAAGCAAAACUGAUAGAAAAACAAUGGUUGCAAAAGUUAGAACUGGUCUGGAGUAGGAGCGUGCCAGGAUUCCUGUGCGAUGGAGAAGGACUAGUUCUUGAAGGGCUUCGAACUCCAAGAAAUCUUCAAAGCUUGCGCAUUGUUGGCCAUGGAAGUCACUCUGGUCCAACAUGGUUGGGUAGUAAGCAGCACUCUCCCAAAGCUCUACAGCUUCUUUAUCUAAAAGGCGUCAAUUGGGAACUGUUUCCAUCAUUGGUGCACUUGGAGAGGCUUCGUGACAUCGAACUGUGUUAUAUGCGCAGCUUAAAGGAACUUGGUCCAGGAUAUUUUGCCAAGACACUAAAAAGCCUAACACUAAUUGGCUUGACAGGACUGGAGAGCUGGGUUCCAGGGGACCAUGGUCAUUUGUUGUCUUCACUGGAAAAGUUGCAAAUUACCGAAUGCUCUCCUCUCGUGUCAGGAUACCCUCUUGUGAGCCUCUUCAUUCAACAUUCCCCAAUCCUGAGUCACUUAGUGACAGAUGACUUAACUGGAGCCCUUGCUGUGCCCACCUGCAGCAUCCUCUCAUCCUCCCUCAGCAGGCUAAUCCUUUCUGGAAGCGAAGGGGUCAAGAGCUUCACCGAGCAGCAAGAGGAUGUCCUUGUGCUCCUCACCUCUCUCCAGUACCUCAAAUUGGAUUAUUUUCCCAGUCUGCUGUGCCUCCCUGCUGGUCUGCAUAAACUCGGCAACCUCAAGACUUUGGAAAUCUCUUGUUGUAGUUCUCUCAGGUCGCUGCCUGAGAAUGGUCUGCCUAGUUCACUCCAGGAGUUCAUUUCCAGAGAGGACUGUUUCCAUAAAAGAUGUAUUGAGGAGCUAAACACGGCGUGCAAAAAUUACACCCGUGAUCAUCCUGGGAUCAAGCUACAAUUCUUAGAAGAUAAUACGUUAUACAAAAUACGGGAAUGGCACAAGAUAAGGAAUUUAUGGUAA
Molecule: messenger RNA, 2860 nt
Organism: Sorghum bicolor (sorghum)
Lineage: Eukaryota; Viridiplantae; Streptophyta; Magnoliopsida; Poales; Poaceae
Product: putative disease resistance protein RGA3
Exons: 1
Coding region: 209-2860 (883 amino acids)
Biological process (GO): defense response to other organism
Molecular function (GO): ADP binding
Source: RefSeq, a predicted model, not a curated record